Molecule: messenger RNA, 1346 nt
Organism: Rhipicephalus microplus (southern cattle tick)
Lineage: Eukaryota; Metazoa; Arthropoda; Arachnida; Ixodida; Ixodidae
Gene: Rab21
Product: RAS oncogene family member Rab21
Biological process (GO): Rab protein signal transduction
Molecular function (GO): GTP binding; GTPase activity
Source: RefSeq, a predicted model, not a curated record
UCUUUGCGAAGUGUUGAUCGUUGUCGUUCGAGGGGUGUUCGUGGCUUCUUUCGUAUCGAAAUAAGACUUCGGAAGCGACUGAACCAGAAAGAAGCGCGUCAUUUAUCAGUCUCGGACGGCUGUGCACUCGCCCCGAAAACCCGAACCUCCCUGGAAAGCAGUGUUUCUUUAUUUUUUUCGUGUUCUCUUUGCUGUGCCACGGAUGACUCCCGCACGCCGUAAUCCGCCGCUACUCCAAAGUGCUUGUUCCUGAGUUAGCGGUGUUUCCUACCGCGCUCAUCAAGAGCUUCCCGUGUUCUCGUCAAGCCGCGAAGUGAACGGAUCGUGUGUGGCGUUUCAUCCAUCCUUAUUACCGCGAUGGCAUCCGCCAACGCAUCGGGUAGGAGCUACGCCUUCAAGGUAGUGCUGCUGGGCGAAGGCUGCGUCGGAAAGACUUCGCUCGUGCUCCGUUACGUCGAAAACAAGUUCAACGAUAAACACCUCUCCACGCUACAGGCGUCCUACCUAGACAAGAGGUUGAACAUUGCCGGGGAGCGAGUACAGCUGGCCAUUUGGGACACAGCAGGCCAGGAGAAGUUCCAUGCCCUGGGACCCAUCUACUACAGAGACAGCAAUGGUGCGGUGCUCGUGUACGACAUCACAGAUGAGGGGUCGUUCAUUAAGGUUCAAAACUGGGUGAAGGAAUUGCGGAAGAUGCUGGGAACAGACGUAUGCCUGACCAUCGCGGGCAAUAAAGUCGACCUGGACAAGCAGCGCAACGUCUCCGCUGCGGAGGCCGAGGCGUACGCCGCCUCUGUUGGGGCCACGCACUUCCACACUUCGGCCAAGCUGAACCGCGGUAUCGACGAUCUCUUCCUUGACCUCAGCAAGCGCAUGAUGCAGGUGGCCAACACCAAUGACGAACAGCAUCGCAACAGCCUCGGCCGCGGAGGGAACUCGCGACGCACAGUGGUCAUUGUUGACGACAGCCCCGUGCAAAAGACGAGCUGCUGUGGAGGCUGAAGUGAACUUGCCCCGUCAUCCUUUUCGUCACCGCGAUAGUGCUGUAUUGUUGUCGUUGUCCGAGAUAUCCUCGUCCUCACCGGACCGCUACUUUGAACGGCCGUUGCAUUCUUCGAAUUUUCUUUGUUCCUUUUGCAAAACUGUUCCUUUUUUUUCCGUCUCUUUCUUGCCUCCUCUCCAAAGCACACCACCUGUACCUGUCCAUACACUUGUGUUUCCUCGUAUUUCUUUUACGGUUAUGGUCCUAAGAGCUUAAAACCUCACUGUAUGUGCAUAUGUGUAUGCAAGAGAAUCGACACUUGGGCUAGUUAGUUAAGAUGCAUGGUAUAGCUAUUAAGUCCACA